AUGUCGUCGCUAGUACCAUUAUGCGAAUACUGCUCCCAGAUCCCUCUUGACCCAAAGGCGCUGGAUGCGGAAUCGGAGCGUGUGCAGACUGGCCGGACAUGGUCCCUUGGGGAUUGUGUUCGGAUCAAGAACAGUUCAUGUCCAUUGUGUCGUCUUGUUUUGUCUCACUUGUACCCAGGUCUAACCACUGCGUUCACCGCUGAAAUUAAGCUUCGUUGGACAUUGGGGUAUGUCGGGCGCCAGGCUUUUGUGACUUAUCUUGCUCGACCUGAAACCUGUAUUGGCUUCAGUUCAGGCAUGGAGACGGCUGAUCAUCCUGAUCCUACCUCGAGAUUUUUUCUUGAGCCGUGGACGGGCCCUAUACUGGAAACUUCUAGGAUCUUACGCUGGAUCUCAUCUUGCGAGCAGCUCCAUCGCUCAAAAUGUGCGAUGCCGACGAGCAUACCAUUUGCCGAAGCAUAUCCUGGUCUCAAUGUCCUCCGCUUCAUUGAUAUCGAGGACAGCUGUAUCGUAGAAAGGACAGGGCUUGAGAAAUAUACCGCCCUGAGCUAUGUAUGGGGGGGCGUCUCAAACUUUCGACUGACAAAGGCGAAUCGAACGGCACUACUCAUGCCAGGCGCUCUGAAUGAGGUCGGUGGGUUACUGCCUCACACUAUCACAGACGCUAUCAUGCUGACAGAGCGUCUUGGUUGUCGAUACCUAUGGGUAGACGCGCUUUGUCUGCUGCAGAAUGACACUGAGGACUUGGAGCUAGGCGUCAAUGUUAUGGAUCUUGUUUACGAGAGAGCUUGGUUAACAAUUAUCGCAGCCUGUGGCCAUGAUGCUAACGCGCGACUCCCUGGUGUCCAGGAAGGAACAAGGGGUGGCUCUAAAAACACAUUCGAGAUUUUGCCUGGCGUUGAGAUGGGAAUUGUGACGGGGCUGUAUGGAUUGCUCCAAAACUCAGUCUAUAGCUCCAGAGCCUGGACGCUUCAAGAGCAAUUCUUAUCUCACCGAGUUCUCUACUUCAUCGGCAACAAGGUCUUCUAUAGUUGCCGUGCAGCAGAGCAUGCCGAGCACCUUGUAGACGACCUAUCACAAACCUCUCUUGACCCGAUAGCGGGAGAUACGCUUCCGUUUGACGUACUCAUGAGUUACCCGAUGUUACCCUUACGUACCAUGCUCUGUUCCUAUACAAAAAGGGUCUUAACAAACCAGAACGACACGUUGCGGGCCAUGGCUGGGAUUAUCAGGCGAAUUGGAGAGCUAAUGAAGUGCAGCUUCUUCGAGGGGCUUCCAACAGCCAUACUUGACUUGUUCAUAAUAUUCCAUCCAUUCCCUACCGUUCUUUACCGGCGCUCCGCAUUUCCAAGUUAUUCGUGGACAGGCUGGCGCGGUUCUAUCGACUUUGAAAUGCCUGGUAACGGCGACGUAGACCUCAAUGAGUGGCUCAGAGACCAGACAUGGAUCAUCUGGUAUCAGCGGAGGCCUUCUGGUAUCACCAGUCUUGUGUGGGAUCUGGAUGCAAACCCAUCAUUCCCACUGCCAGAUUUGCAGUAUGUGGGAUAUCGUCACAGACGCCCUUUCGCCGAUGGUCGACACGUUCCCAGACAACUAGACACAAGGCGAACCAUGCCGACCGAAAAGGUGUCCUUCUCUCGGGAAGUGCCUUCUUACCCUAUGCUACAGUUCUGGACCAUUUCGCUGUUCUACAGAAUCUUUGACAUUGAUGUCUUCAGGGCCACUGGAUAUCUUCAAGAUUCUAACCACAAGAAAUGCGGUUUUGUUUGGGUGGAUGGCUUUGGAGAAACCGAGUUCUUUGAAUCGCGCGGUUUCUUUGAGAUAAUCCUUCUUUCCGAGACAUCCGAACCUAUUUCUUUGGCUAACCAUUGGGUGCAAGAGAAUCACCCAUAUCCUCUAGCAGCAGGUCAAUGGAAGUAUUAUCAUAUCAUGAUUCUGGAGUGGCAAGGUGGGAUAGCUGAAAGACGAGGGUUUGGUCUGCUUCAUCAGGGUGCAGUUGAGUUUAGUCUACCUCCUGGUCCGUCUUGGAAGGAAAUAUUUCUAGCAUAA
Messenger RNA from Fusarium verticillioides 7600, 2049 nucleotides. RefSeq lists its product as hypothetical. The coding region runs from base 1 to 2049 and encodes 682 amino acids. Lineage: Eukaryota; Fungi; Ascomycota; Sordariomycetes; Hypocreales; Nectriaceae. The transcript has 2 exons. The record is from RefSeq and is a predicted model, not a curated record.